AAGACAACACAAGACAAGGACCACAUCUCUAAUUCCCCCCCUUUUCCCAAUCAAACCCUUCCUUUUCUCUCUUCUUUCUCUUCGCACAAACGGCCAUCCGCCCACCAUGGCCCAAUCCACCGCCCACCGCCGCCUCCUCCAAGAAUACCGCGCCCUCACAAAUAACCCGCCCGAAGGCAUCACCGCCGGCCCCGUCUCCGAGGACGACCUGCUGCACUGGGAAUGCCUCAUCCAGGGCCCCGAGGGAACCCCCUUUGAAGGCGGCGUCUUCCCCGCCGAGCUCAAGUUUCCCAAGGACUAUCCGCUGGCGCCGCCCACGAUGAAGUUCCUCGCCGACAUGUGGCAUCCAAACGUCUACCCCAGCGGCCUCGUCUGCAUCUCCAUCCUGCACCCCCCUGGCGACGACCCCAACCACUACGAGCACGCCUCCGAGCGCUGGUCCCCCAUUCAAUCCGUCGAGAAGAUCCUCAUCUCCGUCAUGAGCAUGCUGGCCGAGCCCAACGAUGAGAGUCCCGCAAAUGUCGAGGCCGCCAAGAUGUGGCGCGAGCGUCGUGAUGAGUACGAAAAGACGGUCCGCGACGGUGUUCGGCGCAUGUUGGGUUUGUGAGAGCGGGUUUUCUCUUGAGCUUUCUCUUCUGCGGCAAAUAAAACACAAAGCGAGUAAGACUGCGCGGAUAGAGGCGGAGACGAGUAUGCAUGAUGUAGCCUGGAUGGAACUAUCUCUUCACGGGCAGGGUUGCGUCUUCUAUUGUAUUUGUUAUAAACAUAUAUGUAUGUAUGAUUGGGGGCUAGCAUGGCGUAUGGCGAAGAUAAUCCAAAGAGAAGAGAAAUCAUUUGGGUAAACAUUG
Molecule: messenger RNA, 848 nt
Organism: Trichoderma virens Gv29-8
Lineage: Eukaryota; Fungi; Ascomycota; Sordariomycetes; Hypocreales; Hypocreaceae
Exons: 2
Coding region: 107-607 (166 amino acids)
Cellular component (GO): cytosol; endoplasmic reticulum
Source: RefSeq, a predicted model, not a curated record